Messenger RNA from Phytophthora infestans T30-4, 1047 nucleotides. Its product is annotated as cysteine protease family C48, putative. The transcript has 2 exons. Bases 1 to 1047 code for a protein of 348 amino acids. Gene Ontology annotation, biological process: proteolysis. NCBI's taxonomy places the organism in Eukaryota, Oomycota, Peronosporomycetes, Peronosporales, Peronosporaceae. Gene Ontology annotation, molecular function: cysteine-type peptidase activity; deNEDDylase activity. The record is from RefSeq and is a predicted model, not a curated record.
AUGCAACUACGCGCUCUUUUAAGAGAUAACGACGUCUGCGAUGUGGUGUCUACUCUAUGGAUGAUCAUGCCUGGAGUUCGCGAAGUUUGGUCUUUCCUUACUACCUUUCCAGUCAACAAGAAUGGUGAGGGAAGGUCAAUUCAGUGGCGCGUCGACGGGGAUUACGUGCCAGAUCGAGUGCGAUUCAGGCUAGUCGAAUCGCUUGUUGAUGAUGCGUCGGAUAAGUUGAGGGGCGGAUUGGCGCUAGAUGAAGAAAUUGAGUUGGACAGUGACGGUGAGCGAAUGAGCAGCAUUGAGAGUUACGUGGUGUCAAUUGAAAAAGUUGGUCAGUUCACCAGAGAGCAACUGGAAGCUAUGAAAUCCUUGUGGGGGCUACAAGAUACUUGUCGCAAUGCUGUUCUUUGCUGUACCUGGUUAAAUAGCACUGUUAAACCCGCGGUCAGUGACCCCGCUUCAGCGGGUAUUAUAAUGGGAAAGAUACUGGAGUGUUGGCCGUAUACAUCGCUGGUUGGGUUCGGAUUCGACCUGACGUACAACAAUCUCUUUUGCUUUCGAGAUUCCGCUUGGCUAAACGAUAAUGCCAUGCGUGCUUUUGCGGUUUCCAAAGAUGCCAAGAAUGGAACCCAACCAAAGGCCACCAAAAGUCGUAUCUCUACAAGCACGCUCGACAAAGUUGGUGAAAGUGUUGCCUCGCACCAAUUCGUGCUUCUUCCUAUCAAUUUUGGUGGCACGCAUUGGGGAUGCCUCGUGGUUGACCGAGAUACCAAGGUUAUCAAGAUGUACGACAGCAUGGGCGGUAAGAGAAACAAGAAACGGUUGCAGAAGAUGGCUGAAGAAAUCCGUACUGGGCCUCUACGUGACGAUUCCUACGAAGCUUUGGAAGUAACCGAGCCGGUGCAAACGAACAGUGACAGUUGCGGUGUGUUUGUGUGCCGGUUUUUCUGGACUUGUGUGAGCAGCGAAUCCCCCAGCGAUGUGUCCCCAGCUGGUAUUACGAAGCUGAGGUGGGAGAUGCUGCACGCAGUCACGAAGCUGAGGCCGCGCUAG